This is a messenger RNA of Scheffersomyces amazonensis, 373 nucleotides long. RefSeq lists its product as uncharacterized. Lineage: Eukaryota; Fungi; Ascomycota; Pichiomycetes; Serinales; Debaryomycetaceae. The transcript is spliced from 2 exons. The record is from RefSeq and is a predicted model, not a curated record. The coding region runs from base 68 to 373 and encodes 101 amino acids.
AGUGCAAUACCAAUAAGCAAUAUACCAUACUAGGAAACUAUACAAAAGCUAAACAAUUCCAAUCAUAAUGGCAGGUACUUUAAGACCAGAUAGAGAAUUACAAAGAUUCAAUGCAGCCAAAGAAAACUUUGGGAACUAUUUCAGAUUCAAACCAAGAUCUGCAUUCUUUAAUAUAAUAGCCAUGGGAAUUGUACCAUUUGGAUUAGCAUACAUAGCAUACGGUAAUGAUGGUCAAUUAUCAUUAUAUAGAAGGUUUAGAACUGAAAAUGUUUUGGGAGCUGAAGAUUAUGUUCCUAGAGAUAAAGAUUUCAUUAAUCAAUUAAACAUGUACCAUAUAGAUUUAUUAGAAUAUGAUAAUAAACAUAUUCUUUAA